Messenger RNA from Conger conger (European conger), 1079 nucleotides. RefSeq names its product Rho GDP dissociation inhibitor (GDI) gamma (gene arhgdig). Gene Ontology annotation, biological process: Rho protein signal transduction. NCBI's taxonomy places the organism in Eukaryota, Metazoa, Chordata, Actinopteri, Anguilliformes, Congridae. Gene Ontology annotation, molecular function: Rho GDP-dissociation inhibitor activity; protein binding. Bases 184 to 858 code for a protein of 224 amino acids. The record is from RefSeq and is a predicted model, not a curated record. The transcript is spliced from 6 exons. Gene Ontology annotation, cellular component: cytosol; membrane; cytoplasm.
CUCUCCCCGUGGCAGCAGCAGUAGGAACAGGAAUGCGUGACUGAUCCCUCUCCGAAUGUUUACGCGCCAGAAGCUCUCCCUGCCGUUCCAGUAGUUUGUUUGUUUUGUUUUUGUGUAGUGUGGUAUUUUUUUUUUUUCCCUGCGGAUUUCCCCGAGCGGAUCGGGAAGCGGUCGAGGGGUGCGAUGUUGGGCUGGGACGUGUGCGAGUUGGGCGGGCAGUUCUUCCAGCUGCUGUGGCUGACAGUUUGCUACAGAGAUAUCAUGGCCGACAAGGAGACCGAACCCGCAGUGCCUGCUGAGGACGACGAGACCGACCUGAACUACCAGCCCCCGGCGCAGAAAUCGCUGCAGGAGAUCCAGGAGCUGGACAAGGAAGACGAGAGCCUCAACAAGUACAAGCAGGCCCUGCUAGGAGCUGGCCCUGUGGUGGCUGAUCCCACCAUCCCUAAUGUGCAGGUGACCCGGCUGACGCUCAUAUGUGAUGCAGCCCCCGGACCAAUCACCAUGGACCUCACAGGUGACCUGGAAGCCCUGAAGAAGCAGAACUUCACCCUGAAGGAGGGGGUGGACUACAGGGUGAAGAUCCAUUUCAAAGUCAACAGGGACAUUGUGUCUGGACUGAAGUAUGUGCACCUGACCUAUAGGAAAAACUUGAGAGUGGAUAAGGCGAUGUACAUGGUAGGCAGUUACGGGCCCAAGCUGGAAGAGCACGAGUUCAUGACCCCCGUGGAGGAGGCCCCCAAGGGCCUGCUGGUGCGGGGCGGGUACCACAUCAAGUCCCAGUUCACCGAUGACGACAAGACCGACCACCUGUCCUGGGAGUGGAACCUGCAGAUUAAGAAGGAGUGGGAUGCGUAGAACACGAUCCGACCCCUUCAGACAGGCACACCCUACUCCCACCAAUCCAUGCGUGACUGACACACGCAUAUCCAAAAAAAAAUUUAAAAAACGACAAAAAAUAAAAAAUCUACAAAGAUGAGGUUGGGUUGUGUUUGGAGCCGUGCAGAGAUAAAAAGCACACGCAGAUGUAAGUGAUGAUAAAUGUGUUAAUCUGGGCCUAAGUUUGGGGCGUGGGUGGG